AUGGAAAAAAUGAAUUCGCUAAUACUAAUGCUACUGUUUGCCGGUUCGACCGCUUGGACACGUCUGAAAUUUGUCAAUUCAGGAAGUGAAAGACUACAACAAAAUGUUAUGGAUAGGACAGCAUGCAACCAUCACAAUUGUCUGAAAAAUCGGAAAUUUUUACUAACAAUGAUGCAAUCGCCACUUCGAAUAAUAAAUAUCGCUGUGGAUCCACCAGUAAAUAUUCUUAUUAGGAAUAGCGAUGAGUGCAAGUACAACGAAGACUGCAAGGAUGAAAAUUUUUGUUGGAAUGGAUAUUGUAUGCCGCGAGGUAAUCCUGGAGAUUCUUGUCUAUCAGACGAUCAAUGUUCCUCAGGACUGAUGUGUUCAAACCAAACUGGAUCAAAUGAUGGAAUAUGCAUUUCCGAUUUGACGGAAAAAAACAUCAAAAACGUUAGCGACAAAUCAGGGAUGAAUUGGAUUCCUAAGGAUCAAGUGAUUAAAACUAAUGCAAAAAUGGGAAAAAAGUUGGAAACAAUUUUUACACACAAGGAUGAAGGUGACAUUAAAAACAGAACAUCAAGCGAGUUGACAUCAAAUUUUAUGGAUGGGACUAUGAUAGUAGGAAAAAACAAUAUGACAGAGUAUUUAUUACCUCCUAUUACAGGAAUAAAUACUUUUGGCGGAAUGAUGGGGGAAUUCUCUUCACUCUCCAUUACAACGGACAACACUUUGAACACAACAAAAGCUCCUUCAUCUCCUGAGACAGAAAUCACAACCGAGGGUACAUUAUCAACGUUUCCUUCAUUUUCCGCGGCAGAAAUUACCACUGAAGACUCAUUAUCAAUGUCGCUUCCUUCUCCUGAGACAGAAAUCACAACCGAGGGUACAUUAUCAACGUUUCCUUCAUUUUCCGCGGCAGAAAUUACCACUGAAGACUCAUUAUCAAUGUCGCUUCCUUCUCCUGAGACAGAAAUCACAACCGAGGGUACAUUAUCAACGUUUCCUUCAUUUUCCGCGGCAGAAAUUACCACUGAAGACUCAUUAUCAAUGUCGCUUUCAUCUCCUGAGACAGAAAUCAUAACCGAGGGUACAUUAUCAACGUUUCCUUCAUUUUCCGCGGCAGAAAUUACCACUGAAGACUCAUUAUCAAUGUCGCUUUCAUCUCCUGAGACAGAAAUCAUAACCGAGGGUACAUUAUCAACGUUUUCAUCGAUAGAAAUUACAGCUCAAAACUCAUUAUCUCGUGUGACAGAAAUUAUCACUGAUAAUGCAUUAGCCACAAAAUCCUCUUCAUCUCCUAUGUCAGAAGAUAGCAUUGAGGAUGCAGUAAUGGGACCUUCGUUCUUCUCACCAGAAAAUAGUGGUGAAGGUAAAACUACAGUUAAGUUUGCUUUUACCGCUACGAUUGGAAAGAGCAACAUAAGUGAAGCCGAAAAAGAUAUUCCUACGGUUCCCUCGAAUCAGUCUGAUGUCACUAACAUGAAUACUGUUGACUCACACAGAGGAAUUCUUUUUGAAGUCGAAAACAAUUCAAAGAGUUAUUCCGAGAUCGCUGAUAUGAUAAGCUCUUAUUCAUCGCAUCCUUCAAAUGAUUCAACCACAACUGGUUUAAACACAACGGACAUUUCAAGUUAUUUGCUGCCGCAACCACAAUAUUGGUGUGACGAUGGCUGGAAACUUUUUCGGGGUCGGUGUUACAUUCAGAUGAACGACGGCAAUUACACAUAUCAUGAAGCUAAAAAGAAGUGUAUGAAUAUGGGAGCGCUGUUAGUGGCUAUCGUUAAUGAAGAUGUCACAGGAUUUUUGUACUCUAAUUUCUACUUCAAGCAUCCAUUUUGGAUUGGUCUUUUCAACGAUGGCAAAGGAUGGAAAUGGUCAGAUGGCACAAAAUUGAAGUAUCAGUUGUGGGGUAAGAAUGAACCGAAUACAAUAUACUCUUGUGUAUUUGCGGAAACCGAAAAGAAUGGAAGAAAUUGGUACACAGCUAAUUGCGAUGACACAAUCCUUCAUGAUAGCGUAAUUGGCUGCGUAUGUCAGCAAUAA
Brugia malayi is the source of this 2025-nucleotide messenger RNA. RefSeq lists its product as uncharacterized. The record is from RefSeq and is a predicted model, not a curated record. The transcript is spliced from 8 exons. Bases 1 to 2025 code for a protein of 674 amino acids. NCBI's taxonomy places the organism in Eukaryota, Metazoa, Nematoda, Chromadorea, Rhabditida, Onchocercidae.